UUUUUGUAGAAUUUUAUAACAGUGAGGCGUAAAUCUGUUAUCAUCCAGAAGAUGGAAGCAACGCAACCAAAAGGCCACCAGCUGCUGUUAAACCCGCAGAAGAAGACCGGCUCAUGUCCUAGCUAUUGAUGCAUGUGUACAGUUGUGUACCCAUACCACCAUGGAGGGUUUGAGGGUCCUAGAGCUGUACAGUGGUAUAGGAGGGAUGCAUUUCGCCUUAAAGGAAAGUGGCACACCUGCCCAGGUGGUGGCAGCCAUCGACAUAAACACCACAGCCAAUCAAAUCUACAAGCACAAUUUCCCAGACACCCCCGUCUGGAACAAAACCAUUGAGGGCAUAACGUUAGACGACUUCAAUAAGUUAUCUGUUGAUAUGAUCAUGAUGAGCCCUCCCUGCCAGCCUUUUACCAGGUUGGGGCUUCAGGGGGAUAUUGCUGACCCCAGAACAAAAAGCUUCCUCUACAUUCUGGAUCUUCUGCCAAGGCUUCACAAACAGCCUCAGUUCAUCCUGCUGGAGAACGUGAAAGGGUUUGAGAGUUCCUCUGCCAGGGAGCGUUUGGUGCAAACACUGAUGGGCUGUGGAUACAUUUUCCAGGAAUUCAUGAUCUCACCAACAACUGUUGGAAUUCCAAAUUCAAGGCUGCGUUAUUUCCUGAUUGCUAAGAUUUCUGCAGAGAACGUCAGCAUCCAGACAAAGUCAAAGGUUUUCAGUGCUGCUCCACAUCCUGCUCAGAGUGAAGUCCCCUCAGACUUGAGUCCCCCUCGUCCAAAUCCGGACCAGCCUGUGGAGAAAACCCACGGUGGUCAGGUGUUGUUUAAACUCGAGUCGUUAGUGGAGGUUCAGAGGAAGGUCUCUCAGAACAAUGAUCUGUCUGUCAGACAGUUACAAGACUUUUUGGAGCCCCUGACAGAAGAAAACCUGAAGCACUACCUCCUUGCUCCUAAAACGUUGUUACGAUAUGGACUUAUUCUAGACAUCGUUCAGCCUGAAUGCAGGAGAUCUGUCUGCUUUACCAAAGGCUAUGGAAGGUAUGUGGAGGGAACUGGCUCUGUGCUGCAGUGCUGCAGGGAAACAGAGAUUGAGAGUGUGUUUACAGGUCUGGACCAGCUGUCAGAAAAGGACAAACUUGAGCAGCUGUUGAAAUUAAAGCUACGCUAUUUUACUCCCAGGGAAGUAGCCAACCUCAUGGGCUUCCCUCCCAUUUUUUCUUUUCCAAAGAGCAUCUCCACAGCUCAGCAGUACAAAGUUUUAGGAAACAGCCUUAAUGUUGUUGUGGUGGCCCGACUUCUCCAGCUGCUGCUCUCUGAACAUUUUGGCUGUUCUGAUGGAGGAGAAGAAUUAUCUGUUUUCUGAAGGUCCUCUCAGUGGGUGCUGUCUGUCCACUGCCUCUUGAAGAUGUUCACUUUUCAAAUUUAGGGCAAAAAUCCUCAUUAUGAACAUUAUUUAUUUCCAUAAUUUACACAAGGUGAUUUUUAUUCAUCAAAAACUACUACUUACAAAAAACAGCAACAACUUUUUACCUCUUCUAAGAGUUUUCAAAGUGUCCUCCAGGGCCAGGGGGUUCAGGUUCAGAUCUGGGAGGCUGUUAGYGUAAAGGAGAACACAAUUACUGGUCUGUAUAUUAUUUUUGUAAAUAAGCAUUUUAUAACAUGUACAUUUAAAAAAAAUAAUAAAAUCUCUAGUAAGUUUCA
Messenger RNA from Austrofundulus limnaeus, 1692 nucleotides. It is a transcript of the gene trdmt1, whose product is annotated as tRNA aspartic acid methyltransferase 1. The coding region runs from base 161 to 1354 and encodes 397 amino acids. The record is from RefSeq and is a predicted model, not a curated record. The transcript has 11 exons. Lineage: Eukaryota; Metazoa; Chordata; Actinopteri; Cyprinodontiformes; Rivulidae. Gene Ontology annotation, molecular function: methyltransferase activity. Gene Ontology annotation, cellular component: nucleus.